This is a messenger RNA of Fusarium venenatum, 957 nucleotides long. Its product is annotated as survival protein sure-like phosphatase/nucleotidase. Gene Ontology annotation, molecular function: nucleotidase activity. The record is from RefSeq and is a predicted model, not a curated record. NCBI's taxonomy places the organism in Eukaryota, Fungi, Ascomycota, Sordariomycetes, Hypocreales, Nectriaceae.
AUGCGUCUGUCAACUAUCCUCACUGGAGCAGCCCUGUUCUCGUCCUCACAGGCUCUGAACAUCCUUCUUAACAAUGAUGAUGGAUUCGGAUCUGCGAACUUGCGUGAGAUGUACCGUCUCUUCAAGGAAAAGGGCCACAAUGUCUGGCUCGUUGCACCAGCCACCAAGCAAAGUGGCAAGGGCGGUACCUCUGAUUUCACCACCGAGGGCAAUUUGACUGGACCUUCUCAAUACGAUCUAAUUCCCAAGGGCGCACCAUCAGUCGGAAGUGAUCCAAAGGAUAGCCAAAUCUGGUACUACAAUGGCACUCCUGCUGCGUGCACAUUUGUUGCUCUCGACUAUGUUCUCCCCCGAUACGCCAACUUUAGCGUUCCUGACCUUGUCGUGACUGGUCCUAACUAUGGCACCAACUUGGGCGGUUUCGUAUGGACUCUAUCCGGUACUGCUGGUGCUGCAUACGCCGCUACAAACCGUGGAAUUCCCGCAAUUGCCAUAUCAGCGAGCAACCAGGAAGUUCCCUACUUCGAACUGACAAACCGCACCAACCCAGCUACGUGGGCUGCCCAAGCCUCUGUAAAAUUCGUCGAGAACUUUAUUUCGACAGCUGGCAAGAACGGUCCCCUUUUGCCCAUCGGUUACGGCGUCAAUGUCAAUCUUCCCGUGUUGACGAAGAAAGAUCACGACCCCGAAUUCGUGCAGACGAGGUUCACGGGCAAUGCGCACGUUAACGAAGCGGUGCUUGAUCCGAAGAAGGGAACGUUUACGUGGGCCAACAUCAAGCCUUAUGCUGCCGGCGUGAAUGCUUGUAUCAAUGGCAACUGCUCGCUGCCCGGUGAGACGUAUGUUGUUGAGAACGGAAAGGCGUCUGUAUCGUUUUAUACAGUGGAUUACAGUGCUCCCGAAACUGAGUACACCGAAUCACUCAUCGAUCGAGUGGCGUCGUUCAUUGGGAAAUAA